CGCACUUAAACCCAAGCGGGAUAUUUCAUCAACGAACACAGCAACAGCUCCUCAGUGUCUCCUAUUUUGUCCUCCUCGCCAACCGACACAAAGCUAUCGAAGGUCCUAAUCUGCUGCUGCAAAAUACUGUUACCACAGACGAACUACUUCCUGUUCUCUGAGACUCCAGUGGCUGUUGCAUAAGUCAACACACCUACGCCGAAGGACCUAUAAUAAACAAGUUAACCUCCCCUUUUGCCUACAAGUCCUUGUACACUCAGUGCCGUCACACGUGUUGUGUCUAAGCUGUGUCAAUCACACACUCACCCACACUAGAAGGAUUUAAAACACAUAGCCUGGUUCAAUACUCACACUAAGUCACAGCAAACAUGGCCAGCAAGCUGUCCAACUUUGGCAAAACCUUACUGCGUCGCCGGCUAUUAGUCGACUCCGGUGAAGAGUCCCAGUUUGCCCGCUGCCUGUCCACCCUGGACCUCAUUGCCCUGGGGGUGGGCUCUACACUUGGCGCUGGUGUCUAUGUCCUUGCUGGCGAGGUCGCUCGUGAAAAGGCAGGGCCUGCCAUUGUCCUAUGCUUCCUCAUCGCCGCACUGUCCUCCAUGUUAGCUGGCCUGUGCUACGCUGAGUUUGGUGCCCGUGUCCCCAAAACAGGCUCUGCUUACCUGUACAGCUAUGUGACUGUAGGAGAAAUCUGGGCCUUCAUCACAGGGUGGAACCUCAUCCUCUCCUACGUGAUAGGAACGGCCAGUGUGGCCCGAGCCUGGAGCUCAACUUUUGACAAUCUGGUGGAGCAAAAGAUAUCCGGCUUCUUUAAAGCCUCCAUGGCAAUGAAGGUUCCAGGAGGGGUACUGGCAGAAUACCCCGACCUGUUCGCCCUCAUCCUUAUCCUGCUGCUUACAGGACUUCUGGCCUUUGGCGUCAGUGAGUCAGCACUGGUGAACAAGAUCUUCACGGGCAUCAAUCUGGUGGUUCUGGGCUUCGUUAUCAUCUCUGGCUUUGUUAAAGGCAACACAAAUAACUGGAACCUGACAAAGGACGACUACAUAAACUAUAUAAAUGAGAGCAACGGCACCAGGACUCUGGACUUUAAGGAAGAAUUUGGUGUGGGUGGUUUUGCUCCGUUUGGCCUCAGCGGAGUCCUGUCUGGUGCUGCUACUUGCUUCUAUGCCUUCGUGGGCUUCGACUGCAUCGCCACAACAAGUGAAGAAGCAAAGAACCCCAUGCGCUCCAUACCCAUUGGCAUUGUGGCCUCCCUGCUUAUUUGUUUCUUCGCCUACUUUGGUGUGUCGGCUGCUUUGACUCUGAUGAUGCCGUACUACCAGCUCAAUACCCAGAGUCCUCUACCCGAGGCCUUCACCUAUGUAGGCUGGGCUCCAGCCAGGUACAUUGUAGCUGUGGGCUCUCUCUGUGCUCUGUCAACCAGUCUUCUAGGCUCCAUGUUCCCCAUGCCCCGUGUUAUCUACGCCAUGGCCGAGGACGGGCUGCUGUUCCGUAUCCUCUCCAAGAUGAAUGCACGCACAAAGACUCCUCUCCUCGCUACAAUCGCUUCUGGCAUCGUUGCAGCUCUGAUGGCCUUCCUGUUCGAUCUGGCAGCUCUGGUUGAUCUAAUGUCUAUUGGAACUCUGUUGGCUUAUUCUUUAGUGGCCAUCUGUGUUCUUAUCCUCAGGUACCAGCCCGGCACCCUGAAAUCAUCCAGCCAGACGGAGAAGCUGGUAGAGCUGGUGGAAGGGGAAAAAGUUCCCGUCAAUGGAGGGGACAGUGGUGACGAGUGCGAGGACACGCCGCUCAAAGAGACUUUCAGGGCCAAGUUGUUGUUUUGUCCAAGUGGAAAGAACCCAACACAGACCUCUGGGACCAUUGUCUAUGCUACCACUGCUAUCAUUUCUGUUCUUAUCACCUUGCUGUGCGUUAUCCUGGCUAACUGUCUGCCAGAGCUGUUGGCCGGGCAGCCUGGUGUCCUGGUGCCCUGUGUCAUUUUGACUCUGCUCUGCACCGUGUGUGUCAUCAUCAUCUGGAGGCAACCUGAAAGCAAAGAGGCCCUCACUUUCAAGGUCCCUCUGCUCCCCUGGUUGCCUUUGUUCAGUGUUUUCGUCAAUAUCUACCUCAUGAUGCAGCUUGACGUGGGAACAUGGUGCCGCUUCACUGUCUGGAUGAUUAUCGGUUUCGCCAUCUACUUCUUCUAUGGUAUCAAGAACAGUAGUGAAGCCGCCAACAGGUCAUCCCCUCGCAAAUACGAGCCUGCUCUGCAGACCAAGAGCCCAAUUUACACCGGCGCUCCCAGCGACAGCGAUGUGGAGUCAGGCAGUCCUUGAUACUGACUCCUGUGGGCUUGGGGAGCAUUGCAGAGCUCUCUACACUCGCUGUCUCGUUGAACUUGGCGGUGUAGGCAGCCUGGAACAUAGCUCCAGGUUUUAGAGAAACUAGAGGCAAGAAAAUUCCACACAUGUCUUACCUCUGACUCUGAGGCAGAUUAACUUGAUGGCUGAACACUGUGACAGAGCUACUCUCUGCUCUAUGUGUCUGUUUCAACCCAUCUGUCCAUCAGUCUGUCUGUUCAUAGCCUUAGCCCCCCCCCAAGGAGAUCUGCCUCUAACAUGCUUUGAAUGGACCUAACUAGAAGAGUACUGCUCAUGAUGAUCCCUCGCUGUUUGCUGGAAGAAUGUUACAUUUUUAUUUUUUCUCAUUGUUUCUCCGUUAAUUUUGCGCUGCGGUUGCUUGUGAAACAACAGAGAGCAAAAAAUCUACAAUGUCAAACAUCCCCGUAAAACUUUAUUGAAGCAGCGAGUUUACUACAGUGAAGACACUUGAAUCAAUGAGCUAGACCUCAAACUGUAAUGGAAACACAACUAGUUUAUUGGUUCUUGUUUGUGUGUAAACAGGGUAUGACUGAGGCUUACAGCCUUAGUCGGAGUCAGAAGAACAUAUUAAUGUCAUCGUCAGUACAGAUCCAUGAGUUUUCUAACACACUACGACCUUUGUGCCCCCUGCUCCCAGAAAAUAAGACAUAUUGUUAGUUAUAUUAUCAGUGUUGUGCAUCUUCCUUGCAUAUAGAUGUUGUAACUAAGUGGGGGAGGUGUUUUGUGGCCUUUACUUGGACAUUUGUAAGGGCUUUUCAGUUCCCAAAUAGAGGUACAGAAGAGCAAUAUUCUAAGAUUUGAUGAGUUGCUCUUCUUGCUGCAGUUAACCCUCAUGUAGGCUGCACCAUCUUUUAACACAAGAGUAUACUUCUUUGAACAUUUUUGCCCUUAUUUGGUAGAAUUAAAGGUGUCUUUUCAAAAACAUGGAAAGAUCUGUAUAAAUUUGAGUUCUCCUAGAUUUUGACUUGUCAUUUCUGGCAUAGAAAUUUAAUAACAUUGUUUUACUUUGACAUCUGUCCACCUUGGAGAGAUCCAGCGUGGUGUCUGGGAGCUGGGGGUCUUUAACAAACAAGUCUCUGUUUUUAAUCAUUACUGACACAUCUUACUUGUUGUAACUUCCUUGUGAAAAGACGUCGAUUGUUUUUUCACAAGUUUUUUUUCUUUAGUUUCAAUUGAAACUUAUUCUUGGCAGCUCUGUCUGUUGAGGUCCCUUUUUUUAUUUGUACUGUUAUUUACAUUUUCUGCUAGAGCUGUUAAUAUUUAAAUGUUUAUAGUAUUUGUUUGGGAUAGAUUUCUUUCUCUUAUAUGCCUUUUCAUAUCAGUUUCAAUCAAUUAAUAUGCUUUGUAGGUGUAUUUUAAUCGUUACAUGUACAGUUUUUAGUGUGCUAAUCUUUGCGUUGCUUCAUGUUUUUCUUUUAUACAUGUCUAAUGUUUCAAAUGUCUUGCAUUACCAAUGACUUGAAUUGUGAUAUCCUGUGAUCCCUCCUGACCAAAUGAACGUUUCCGUGGAAACUUGAGCUUUCCAACUUAAAGAAUGACCACUGAAAGUUGGUCUCUAAAUUUUGUAAUUUAAACAGAAAAAAGUUUAACCCCAAUCCUCUAGAGUCAAUAUAACUUAUUGUUAAUAUAGUUUUUAUUGUUCUGGCAAAGUGUUAUACUGUAGAAUGUACAGUACUUGUUUAAAACUUUAUUUGUAUAAUGCUGUAUAUUAUACAAAUGUACUUUUUAUUAAACACAACCUAAAGUACAAUUUGGUAAGAGAAGGUUUUUGUAAAUCACUCUGAAGCAUUUCCUUCAUUAUUCAGUGCUGCUGAACACCAAUUUCACAAACCUUAUGACGAUUGUCAUAAACAACAGAUCUGGUGGAUAAAAUGUUGAAGCACUUCUACAGACCUCCCAAAAACAGCCCUAAAUGUCUUUACAGCUGCUCUUUAAGAUAUGCCAUUUCAUUCUUGGCCAUGUGAGGGUACAGUGAGGGUAGAUUUGGACUUGGCCGAUGUCUCUGGUUGAUUUGAAUCAAUAAUCUGGUGCCUGAAGAAGCAUCCUUUUACCCGAGACAGAGGGCACCUGGGCUGGAAGAGUUCAGCUGCAUCUCAUUUAUCAAGAACCUCAUGAGCUGCUAUCUGUCAUGGAUCAAGUGAGGUUCCUGAUUUUCUCUGGAUAUUGAAGUCUAAAACUCUAAACUUUCUUGCAUGUGAUAGAGCCCACGCAGUGUUCAUUUAUCAUAUUGUAGAGCUAAUGGGAUUUGGCUGUAGAGCUCUUCAAACCCAGCCCUUGUGCCUUUCAAUAACAAUCAUCAUCUCCCCUCUCAGUGCUGUCAUGAACAGCAAUGAUAUAUUUUUGUCCCUCUGUUUUAUAUACUGUACAUAUGGCUGUCAUGUAUAAAUGAGCUGUAUUUUCAAUGUUUUUUUAAUAAAACUGAUUCAACCCUA
This is a messenger RNA of Cheilinus undulatus (humphead wrasse), 4786 nucleotides long. It is a transcript of the gene slc7a3a, whose product is annotated as solute carrier family 7 member 3a. Bases 369 to 2309 code for a protein of 646 amino acids. Lineage: Eukaryota; Metazoa; Chordata; Actinopteri; Labriformes; Labridae. Gene Ontology annotation, biological process: amino acid transport; transmembrane transport. The transcript has 12 exons. Gene Ontology annotation, molecular function: amino acid transmembrane transporter activity. Gene Ontology annotation, cellular component: plasma membrane. The record is from RefSeq and is a predicted model, not a curated record.